GUCAGUCAUUUAAUUCCUGCUUUAGAGGAGACCUGGUCCUCGGCGGCAGCAGUUCCCCGGAAGAUUUAAUUGAGGAUCCCAGGCUACUGAGCCAGUGGCCAAGAUGGCCAACUUCAAGGGCCACGCCCUCCCGGGGAGCUUCUUCUUGCUCUUCGGGCUCUGGUGGUCGCUGAAGUACCCGUUCAAGCACCUGACCCAAGGGGCACAGAGCCGGUUCGGCCGUGGGGCCAUGCGACUGGAGCUGAUUGAAGGGCUGGUCAAAGCUGCCUUUUCAUUUAUAGGGAUCCUGGUGGAGCAGUUUGUUCCAGAUGGGCCCCACCUGCACCUGGUGGACCAGGAAGGACAAGGCUGGGUGAAGCUGAUGAACUGGCAGCAUACCACGAUGUACCUGUUCUUUGGACUCUCAGGCAUCAUGGACGUGCUCACCGUCCUCUCCACCCAGAUCCCCCUGGGGCUGGACCGCCUGAUCAUGGCCUUGGCCGUGUUUGCCGAAGGUUUCCUCUUCUACUACCACGUCCAUAACCGGCCCCUACUGGACCAACACAUCCACUCACUGUUGCUGGUGGCGGUGUUUGGUGGUGCACUGAGCAUCUUCCUGGAGGUGCUCCUCAGGGACAAUGUGGUGCUGGAGCUGUUCCGGACCAGCCUCGCCAUCCUACAGGGCACCUGGUUCUGGCAGAUCGGGUUUGUGCUGUUCCCGCCCUGGGGAGGGCCCGAAUGGAAACAGGAUGAUCACAGCAACAUCAUGUUCAUCACCAUGUGCUUCUGUUGGCAUUAUGCAGCUGCCCUCAUCAUCGUGGGCAUCAACUAUGCCCUCGUGGCUUGCCUGGUGAAGAGGUUUGAGAGGCGCUCUGGAGGAGAGAUCAUUGGGAUCCAGAACCUGAAGUCAAAUAAAAAUGCACACAAGGCACUCUUGCAGGACUCAGAAGAAGAGUGACCCAGGGAGAGGGCGACCAUGCUGACUUCCACCCUGGCCCCCACUGAAUCGCUGAAGCAGCCUGGGACUAUCUGGCAUGGGACCUGCCCCCUGGCGAAGACACUCACAUGGCUCUCCUCCCACAAUCUUUAGAGCCCCCCACUGUGGAGAACUACUGGAGAGCAGCGUGACCUUCUCAAAAAGGAGACUUUUUUGACUUACGAAGGAGUUGGGUGCAAACUCACCUUUCCUCCCCCACCCCAGCACCCCACCACGGAUGGAGGCCCCAUCUUCCCCUCUCUACUGUCCCCCAAAGUCUGGGGGUUGGCGGCUGCACUCAGGGAACAGGAAGUCUCGCUGCCUGCCGUUGCGUUCAACCCCAAUGGACUCCAGCCCAGGGGCAAGGUUGGAGGCAGGUGUUUCGGGGCCUGGACUUCUGGGUGGCAAAAAACCAAAGUCCACAAUGCAGUAGCAUUUGUGAAAGAACCCGGCCAAGCCCUCUGCUGUAGGUACAACUUGGGCUUGGGGGCAGGACCAGACCAGGGGAACGUACAAGGUUUCUCCAGGUCUGGCAGGAGCGCGAGCAGCAGCUCCAGCCUCUUCAUUCAUUCAAUCAUAUUUAUUGAGCACUUUCUGUGUGCAAAGCACUGUACUAAGCCUCUUCCCACCUUGUCCGUUCCCCUGCCUCAAGGCAGGCCCGCACCAAACUGACCCACACUAUGGGAGUGCCCUGAGUUCAAAGGGCUUUGAGGAAGGCGGUGAUACCCCCUUUUACCUGGUGUAAGCCAAUGUCCAACUCCCCAGGCUGUGGGAGAGAGAACUCUGCCCACAUUCUCCCUCUCUCCCUUUGGCACCGGUGGGGUCAAGGCUCCAAUAAUCCUGGUGCAUUCUCAACAGACCCUAACUCCCUCUAUUCCAGAUCAGCACCACUUCCACCCCUCACCACUGCAUUCCUGGGCACCCCACCCUCUGACACACCCUCCCUUCCCAGCCCGGAGCAGGGAUAUUUUAGCUAAGGAUAUGGAUGAGAGCGAGGGGUCCGGGUAGGGGGCUGAAAUGCUAGGAUGGCUGAGGGAGCGGGGAAGGCCGGGCAGAGAGUGUCUCUCUAAGGACAGUGACCCUGGCAACCCCUGGGGCGCUAUGCCUCCACCUCACUGGUUACGGGACUUCUCCUCCUGGUCAGAUAUUUCAGAUGAGCCCCAUGGGGGACAGGGACUGUGUCCAACCAGAUUUGUUUGUAUCCACCCUAGUGCUUAGUACAGUGCCCAGCACAUAGUAAGCACUUAAAACGAUAUUUUUAUUGUCGUUUCCAUGGUUUAGAAGCAGUGAGGCCAAGUGGAGAGAGCACAGGCCUUGAAGUCAGAGGACCUGAGUUCUUAUCCCAAGUAGGCCAC
Molecule: messenger RNA, 2310 nt
Organism: Tachyglossus aculeatus (Australian echidna)
Lineage: Eukaryota; Metazoa; Chordata; Mammalia; Monotremata; Tachyglossidae
Gene: TMEM45B
Product: transmembrane protein 45B
Exons: 6
Coding region: 104-937 (277 amino acids)
Source: RefSeq, a predicted model, not a curated record